AAUUGUUCAAAAUGGCGUCGCUCUAUCACGGAUUUGUGCGGCGUGUUACCAGGUCGUUUCUUGACCGACACAAGUACCCACGACAGCAUGCACAGUUCAUGUCGUGUGAAGCAGUGUCUACAGACCUGGUCAGAACUGAAAAACGAGGUGAGGUGUUCAUGAUAGGCCUCAAUUCUCCCGGCAAGCGGAACGCUGUGAGUCCUGCGACAGCUGCAGAACUCCUGAAAGCGUUCCGGCAGUUUGAGGCCGAGGAAGGGGCCAAGGUGGCCGUGCUGUAUGGGGAAGGUGGUGUGUUUUGUGCUGGGUUUGACCUGACCGCACUUGCAAAGAUGGACACAUCAAUCAGUUCCCUGGUGAGAGAGCCUGUGCAGGACAUAGCAGCACCGAUGGGUCCGUCUCGGAUGUUUCCCAGCAAACCAGUGAUAGCAGCUGUGGAAGGGUAUGCUGUCGCUGGCGGUCUUGAGCUGGCGUGCUUGUGUGAUCUCCGAGUUGUAGACGAAUCGGCAAUCAUGGGCGUUUUCUGUCGGCGAUUUGGUGUGCCAUUGAUUGAUGGAGGAACAGUCCGGCUCCCCAAACUUAUCGGCUUAUCCCGUGCCCUUGACCUCAUACUGACAGGUCGAGCGGUGACCGCUACAGAAGCAAAGGAAAUUGGACUGGCAAACCGAGUUGUCGCAGCUGGCACAGCUGUCGAGGAAGCAGUCCAGCUGGCCAAAGACAUCGCCAAGUUCCCCCAGGAAUGCAUGCUGACUGACCGGAGGUCAGCCUAUUACAGCUCCUUUACUGCCAAAAAUACACUGGAUGCAUUUCAGUUUGAAUAUGAGAAUGGAAUCAAAGUCGUAGCAAAGGAGUCGGUGAAGGGUGCACAGAGGUUUGUGAAAGGAUCAGGCAAGCAUGGCAGUUUCAAUAUGGUCAAGAAAUCGAAACUUUGAGAUGCAGGAGUGAACGAACUGACAGUGUUUCAGUUUCUGCCUUGUCUGGUGAAGAUAUGGUGAUCGCUAACAGGGAGAAAUCUAUUUUAUUUACGUGCAGAUCUAUUUUUUCGUAUGAAUCGAUUGAAUAGAAUAUUCGGAGAACACGAUGUACAAGGAAUUACAAAUUAUCUGUUCCAAGGCAUUUAUUUAUGAGGACAGACAGUAAUUCCUUGUUCCCAGGAGGUAUAUAUGACCUUGGACCUCGUAUUAAGUGUCCAUGAUAUUACACAUUGUCAUUUCAGAAAAGAAACGUGUUUGAAAUGUCAUCCGUGUAGAUCCAGAUCCAGAUCCAGAUCCAGUUUACGAAACUGGACUUUUAUAGUCAGUUGACUCCCAUGCCUCGGGAAGAUGCGAGAUUGUCUGCAAGUUAAAGACACAGAAACAUGCAACUCACAAUCAGGGCGUUGAACCGACUAUUGGUGGAUCCCAGAGCUUCAAAGGGGCAACUUGUCACAGUGAAUUGCAACACCCUAAGGGCCAUACAAAUGUUUGAGUAUUAAUUAUAUGUGAUUAUUAUUUAUACUGAGUCAAAUCAAAAACUUCAGAGAA
Molecule: messenger RNA, 1520 nt
Organism: Haliotis rufescens (red abalone)
Lineage: Eukaryota; Metazoa; Mollusca; Gastropoda; Lepetellida; Haliotidae
Product: probable enoyl-CoA hydratase 1, peroxisomal
Exons: 7
Coding region: 12-929 (305 amino acids)
Source: RefSeq, a predicted model, not a curated record